Molecule: messenger RNA, 3445 nt
Organism: Coccinella septempunctata (seven-spotted ladybird)
Lineage: Eukaryota; Metazoa; Arthropoda; Insecta; Coleoptera; Coccinellidae
Product: ATP-binding cassette sub-family F member 1
Exons: 20
Coding region: 108-3407 (1099 amino acids)
Molecular function (GO): ATP hydrolysis activity; ATP binding
Source: RefSeq, a predicted model, not a curated record
AAAUCUUUGGUUAGGUUCUUCCUGUGUCCAAAAACUCACGUAUUGUAUUAAUUUUAAUACUUAUUAAUAUUUAUUUAAUUUAAUACAUUCAUUUUGACUUGUCUGAUAUGUCUAAAAAAUCUAAUAAAAAAAAUAAAAUUGUUGACGAUGAAAAUGACGAUUUCAACCCUAAAAAUAAUGCCCCGUCUAAGAGAAAAGAUUCAAAAAAGAAGGCCCGGGGUGAUUAUAGUGAUGAUGAGGAUAUCAAAUCAAAACCUAAAAUAGAUGAAAAACUAGAAGUGAACUCAAAGAAAAAAUCUAAACAAGAUGAGGACAACCUGGAGCAAAAGUCAGAAACUAAAAAGAAAAUUUCCAAAAAAGCUAAAAAUAAGAACGAUGAUUGGUCUGAUAAAGAGAGUAAUAUAGAAUUGAAAGUAUCAGAAGAUGAAGAAUCUAUUACGCAGGUUAAAAAAAGUAAAAAAGGAAAACAAAGUAAAACUGCUAAGGGUAAAUCCAAAACUGAAAUGUCAGAUGAAGAUAGCGAUGUUGAGUUGAAGAAUUCUGAUGAUGAAACCAUUGGAAUUGUUAAAAAAGGAAAAAAAGGAAAGCAAGGAAAAGAGAGCAAAGGAAAGUCUAAGAUUGCCGCAGAUAGUGAUGAAGAACAGAACCUGGUUGAUGAAGAAAAAGCUCCAGUACCAGUUAAAGGAAAAAAAAGUAAAAAACAAAACAAAACAGGAAAAGGAAAGUCAAAAAAUGAAGAUUGGUCUGAUAAGGAUAGUGAUGUUGAGAUCAAUUUAUCAGAAGAUGAGAGACCAAUUGCUCCAAUUCCCAAAGGGAAAAAAGGGAAGCAGAAUAAAAAUAUGAAAGGUAAAUCCAAAAAUGAGGAUUGGUCAGAUAAAGAAGAAAUUGUAUCAGAAGAUGAGAAAUCUGCUAUACCAGUUCCCAAAGGAAAGAAAGGAAAGCAGAAUAAGCAGGCAAAAGGAAAAUCGAAAAAUGAGGAUUGGUCAGAUAAGGAUGAUCUUGGAGUAGAUAUAUCAGAGGAUGAAAGACCUCCAGAACCAGUCUCCAAAGGAAAAAAGCAGAAUAAGCCCAAAAAAGGAAAAUCGAAGAAGGAUGAUUGGUCUGAUGAGGAUGAUUUCGAAAUAGACUUACCAGAAGAUGAAAAACCUCCUGAACCAGUCUCCAAAGGGAAAAAGCAGAAUAAACCUACAAAAGGUAAAUUGAAAAAAGAUGAUUUGUCUGAUAAAGAUAGUGAUAUGGAGAUUGAAGUAUCAGCGGAUAAAGAAUCACUCAACACAAUGGAGACAGGGAAUGAGGAAAAGAGUUCAAAAGAUAAGUCCGAGAUAGUUGAUCUGCCAGAUGAAAAAAUUGAUACUAAAAAAGAAGUACCAGAAGAACCUAAAAAAAAAGAAAAAAAAGUCAAGUCUAAAGCAGCAUUAGUCGAAGAUAUCAAAGUUGUCGAAGUGAGCUCAGAAGAAUCUCAGAGUAAAAACAAGUCAGCUGAAAAAAUAGAAGAAUCAGUUGAAAAAUUAGCUGAAGAUGUUGAACAGAUAAAGCUCGCUAAUGAAAAGGAAGAGCAGAAGCAAAUUGAGAAUGCUGAAAAAAAAAUUACCCACAAGGAAAAAAAGAAAAUGAAAAAACAACAGGAGUAUGAAAAACAAAUGGAAACAAUGUUGAAAAAAGGAGGACAAGGACAUUCUGAGCUGGAUAGCAACUUCACAGUGUCACAAGCUCAAAAAUCAAAAGGUCAAUUGGAAGCUCUAGAGAAUGCAGUGGACAUCAAGGUUGAAAAUUUCACCAUCUCAGCAAAAGGAAACGAUCUAUUUGUUAAUGCAACUUUAUCAAUUGCCAAUGGAAGACAUUAUGGCCUGGUAGGACCGAAUGGACAUGGAAAAACCACUCUUCUUCGACACAUCGCAUCAAGGGCAUUUGCAAUCCCUCCUAAUAUAGAUAUACUGUAUUGUGAACAAGAAGUGGUGGCUGAUGAUCUCACAGCCGUUGAAUCAGUAUUAAAAGCGGACGUAAAAAGAACAGCAUUAAUGGAAGAAGCUAAUAAACUCGAGAAUGCAUUCAAUCAGGGCGAUUUGGAUGUUCAAGAAAAACUUAAUGAAGUGUAUGCAGAAUUAAAAGCUAUUGGAGCCGAUUCCGCAGAGCCAAAAGCACGAAGAAUAUUGGCAGGUUUGGGAUUUUCAAAGGAGAUGCAGGAUAGAGCAACUAAGAACUUUUCUGGAGGGUGGAGAAUGAGGGUUUCUCUUGCUAGAGCUUUAUAUUUAGAACCUACUCUAUUACUCCUAGAUGAGCCUACAAAUCAUUUGGAUUUGAAUGCAGUAAUCUGGUUGGACAAUUACUUACAAGGUUGGAAGAAAACAUUGCUCAUAGUGUCUCACGAUCAAUCCUUCUUAGAUAACGUAUGCAAUGAAAUAAUUCAUUUAGAUGCACAAAAAUUACACUACUACAAGGGAAAUUACUCUAUGUUCAAAAAGAUGCAUGAACAAAAGAAGAAGGAAAUGAUUAAAGAAUAUGAGAAACAAGAGAAGCGUUUGAAGGAGAUGAAGGCACACGGCACUUCCAAGAAACAAGCCGAAAAAAAACAGAAAGAAGCUUUAACUAGAAAGCAAGAGAAAAAUCGAAGCAAAGUUCAAAAGCAAGAAGAAGCAGUACCCACAGAGCUUUUACAAAAACCUAAAGAUUAUAUGGUUAAAUUUUCGUUUCCGGAACCACCACCUCUGCAACCACCUAUUUUGGGUUUGCAUGAUGUUACAUUUGCAUAUCCAGGACAGAAACCCCUUUUUGUCAAUGUCGAAUUUGGUAUCGAUAUGAGUAGUAGAGUUGCCAUUGUUGGUCCUAACGGAGUUGGAAAAUCUACGUUUUUGAAGUUAUUAACUGCCGACUUACAACCAACCCAGGGAGAAGUUAGGAAAAACUAUAGACUUAGAAUUGGAAGAUUUGAUCAGCAUUCUGGAGAACAUUUAACGGCAGAAGAAACCCCAUCUGAAUAUUUAAUGAGGUUGUUCAAUCUUCCCUAUGAAAAAGCAAGAAAACAAUUAGGUACAUUUGGUCUGGCAAGUUUUGCCCAUUCCAUAAAAAUGAAAGAUUUGUCUGGUGGUCAAAAAGCUCGAGUUGCUUUGGCUGAAUUAUGCCUGAAUGCACCAGACGUUCUGAUUUUGGAUGAACCCACAAAUAAUUUAGAUAUAGAGUCAAUUGAUGCAUUAGGUGAUGCAAUAAAUGAAUUUAGUGGAGGAGUAAUCAUAGUAUCCCACGAUGAGAGACUCAUAAGGGAAACCGACUGUGCAUUAUUCAUCAUUGAAGAUCAGACAAUAAAUGAGAUGGAUGGCGACUUUGAUGACUACAGGAAAGAACUUCUGGAAAGUCUGGGAGAAGUCAUCAAUAACCCUAGUAUAGCUGCCAAUGCUGCUGUUCAACAAUAAAAAAUUAUUAAUUAUUUUAAUAAAAAAAGUAUAUGUUA